ACUGCAUGGGGAGAAAGUCCAGAACCGUGCCUGGCACAUGGCUCGUGGAGGAGUUCAUGCUCUUGGCCAACAUGGCAGUGGCCCACAAGAUCCACCGCGCCUUCCCCGAGCAGGCCCUGCUGCGCCGGCACCCCCCACCCCAGACAAGGAUGCUCAAUGACCUGGUGGAAUUCUGCGACCAGAUGGGGCUGCCCGUGGACUUCAGCUCCGCAGGAGCCCUCAAUAAAAGCCUGACCCAAACAUUUGGAGAUGACAAGUACUCACUGGCCCGGAAGGAGGUGCUCACCAACAUGUGCUCCCGGCCCAUGCAGGCUAUAGGGAGCAACUAGACAUGGUGCCCGAUA
Molecule: messenger RNA, 344 nt
Organism: Rhinopithecus roxellana (golden snub-nosed monkey)
Lineage: Eukaryota; Metazoa; Chordata; Mammalia; Primates; Cercopithecidae
Product: DIS3-like exonuclease 2
Exons: 4
Coding region: 6-329 (107 amino acids)
Biological process (GO): miRNA catabolic process; mRNA catabolic process
Cellular component (GO): P-body; exosome (RNase complex)
Molecular function (GO): 3'-5'-RNA exonuclease activity; RNA binding
Source: RefSeq, a predicted model, not a curated record